This is a messenger RNA of Syngnathoides biaculeatus (alligator pipefish), 1496 nucleotides long. Its product is annotated as pyruvate dehydrogenase E1 component subunit alpha, mitochondrial-like. Gene Ontology annotation, cellular component: intracellular membrane-bounded organelle. NCBI's taxonomy places the organism in Eukaryota, Metazoa, Chordata, Actinopteri, Syngnathiformes, Syngnathidae. Bases 41 to 1222 code for a protein of 393 amino acids. Gene Ontology annotation, biological process: pyruvate decarboxylation to acetyl-CoA. Gene Ontology annotation, molecular function: pyruvate dehydrogenase (acetyl-transferring) activity. The record is from RefSeq and is a predicted model, not a curated record. The transcript has 11 exons.
CAGAAUGGAAUAAGCACAGGGUCAUGAAGCAGACGGUGUGAUGGCUUUGUUUUUCACCAGGAUAUUAACACAGGAAACAUCUACCACCAUGAAGGGAGUAGCAGCACUCAGGUCGGCAUUCUUCACAACCAAGGCAGCCAUUCAAAUAAAGGUGGAAGCAUAUAGGAAAACUGCCACCCAUUUAUUGAAUGAGGCACCGUCCACUCACGUGCUGCUGACUCGCCAUGAGGCUCUGCAGUACUACUUCACCAUGCAGACAAUUAGGUGCUUAGAGCUGAAGACAAAACAACUGUUUGACCGGAACAUCAUCAGAGGUCCUUGCCACUUGUAUGUUGGCCAGGAAGCAUGUGCAGUUGGUAUUGAUGCAGCUGUUAAGUCAUCUGAUUGCCUCAUAACUGGGUAUCGUUCUCAUGGCUUCAUAUUCACCAGGGGCGGCUGUCUAAGGGCAAUUUUGGCUGAGCUCGCAGGCCGAAGGGCGGGGAUGUCAAAAGGCAGAGGGGGAUCCAUGCACAUGUUCACAAAAACCUUAUACGGAGGUCACGGUGUUGUUGGAUCUCAGGUUUCUCUGGGUGCCGGUCUGGCGCUCGCAUGCAAGUACCAGAAGAAAGAUGAGUUGUGUGUUUGUGUCUAUGGUGAUGGUGCAGCCAACCAGGGGCAGGUUGCUGAGAGCAUGAAUAUGGCAGCUCUUUGGAAUUUGCCCAUCAUUUUCGUCUGUGAAAAUAAUAAAUACGCAAAAGGUACUUCGGUGGAUCGUUGUACUGUAAAUACCGACUUCUACAAGAGAGGGCAAGUCAUUCCUGGACUCAGGGUGGAUGGGAUGGACAUCCUCUGCGUUCGGGAGGCAACCAGAUUUGCUUCUGAUUACUGUCGAUCUGGAAAAGGCCCAAUCAUUAUGGAGCUUCAAACCUAUCGCUAUUUUGGACACUUUCUGGGCGAUACUGAGGAUAGGUAUCGCUCAGUGGAUGAGGUUGAUAAGGUCCGCAGAAACAGAGACCCCAUUGCAAAACUUGAGGGUUACAUCAUCAGCAACAAUAUGGCCACAACAGAGGAACUGAAGCAGAUUGAUGAGAAAAGCAAAAAAGAUGUUGAAGAAGCUGCCCAAUUUGCCAUUCGAAGCCCUGAACCACCAGUGAAGGAACUAUGCAACUACAUUUACUGCAAUAAUCCACCUCAAGAAGUGCGAGGCGUUAACCCCUGGACUAAGAUGAAGUCUGUCAGCUAAAAGUGUCAUUUGAAAAAGAUGCCAAAUGGACCUGUCUGGGACCCACAAAAGGUUAACUGCAUGUGACUUGCAUAAGUAAAAAGAAUAAUAAUCAUAAUUAUGUCUGACUACAUUAAAAUUCAAUUAAUAUACAAAAAAUAAGUUGCAACUAGCAAAACAGAGAGCCAUCUGUGUUAUAUUUUCGAGAUAUACGUGGUUUAAAUACCAUAUCUUGUUCUGUUGCUGUUCAAAUAGGUUGAAGACCUCAAAGGCUUCAUGGUCAAAGCAAAACAUU